AUGGCUAAACGUUCGGGAAUUCGGCCAAGUGUUAGCGGAAUGGACUUGAAUAGAAGACUCAAACUGUUGAGUGAUGAAAUGGUUAGUAUAAAAAAGAGUUUGGGGCACGAAGAUGUUGCCACUGUUACAGCUAGUUCAAGUAGACAAUGUCGUUCUAGGCGUCUCAGCCGGAGUAGGAUUAGAAGUGAACGUAAACGUAAUCGUUCCGUUUCUGCAAGUAACUCUGUUAUGACUACGGAAAGGAACAAGCGUGUUAGGCACGAAGAUGUUGCCAUUUCGGUCCAUGAUCGAAAUAAAUCUCGAUAUGUACACGACAAGCAUGAUUAUAAUGGGCACGAAGAUGUUGCCAAUUCUCCGAGAUUUCGGCGUGUUAGAAGAAUUAGCUCUUCUAGUUCUCCCGAUACCGUUGGUGGGCGCGAAGAUGACGCCUCUUCUCACAGCGAAAAUAGCGAUACCGAUGCACCUGAACAAGAGUGCGUUAUGGAGAACGAUGAGAGUGCUGCCUCGACUUCUAACUCUGAUUUGAAAGGUGAUGUUCUACUUCUCCUGGGGAAAAAUGUUGUUAAGAAAUCCAUUCUGCUCCCCCUAUACACCACAAUUUAUCUGAAAUUUGGACUGGGAUAUUACAACAAGGCUUGGACGAAGAUGAAAGACUAG
This is a messenger RNA of Acanthoscelides obtectus, 657 nucleotides long. NCBI's taxonomy places the organism in Eukaryota, Metazoa, Arthropoda, Insecta, Coleoptera, Chrysomelidae. The record is from the annotation of a GenBank genome assembly.